Molecule: messenger RNA, 860 nt
Organism: Eleginops maclovinus (Patagonian blennie)
Lineage: Eukaryota; Metazoa; Chordata; Actinopteri; Perciformes; Eleginopidae
Gene: exosc5
Product: exosome component 5
Exons: 6
Coding region: 70-759 (229 amino acids)
Biological process (GO): rRNA catabolic process; U4 snRNA 3'-end processing; nuclear mRNA surveillance
Cellular component (GO): cytoplasmic exosome (RNase complex); nuclear exosome (RNase complex); nucleolus
Source: RefSeq, a predicted model, not a curated record
AAGAACAAGAAAACGUCAUCAGUAAGGGCCGCAAAUGGCAAAACAGAUUGCGUCACUAGCCCGCAACAAAUGAGUCCUCCAUCGCCGCGUAGUAGAAGCAUGGAAGUGUGCGCCCGUACAAACGUUACUCUGAGAGAGUUUGGGUGUGAACAGACCUUACUGUCUCGACCUGAUGGUUCAGCGUCCUUCGUACAAGGGGACACGAGUGUGAUGGCCGCAGUGUACGGGCCAGCUGAGGUCAAAGUCAGUAAGGAGAUCUAUGACCGGGCAACCCUGGAGGUAUUGAUCCAGCCCAAAGUGGGAUUGCCCAGUGUAAGGGAGCGAUCCCAGGAGCAGUGUGUGCGAGAAACCUGCGAGGCGUCUCUGCUGUUGACCCUCCACCCUCGCUCCUCCCUCACCCUCAUUCUCCAGCUGAUCCACGACGACGGCUCUCGCCUGUCCUGCUUCCUGAACGCCGCCUGUAUGGCCCUCAUGGACGCAGGCCUGCCCAUGAACUGCCUGUUCUGCGGGGUGACCUGUGCCAUCAACGCAGACUCUGAGAUCAUCACGGACCCCACUGCAGCUCAGGAAAAGGAAAGUCGAGCUUUGAUGACUUUUGCGAUUGACAGCAAGGAACAAAGAGUGAUGAUGUCAUACACCACGGGAUCAUUUUCAGUUCAUGAGCUGCAGCAGUGUAUAGCAGUCAGCCAGAAAGCAUCAGAGAACAUCUUCCAGUUCUACAGAGACUCCGUUAGGAGGCGGUACUCCAAAAACCUCUGAUGAAGCAGCAGCUCCUUUUUUUUCCCUGAUAGUUUUUUUUUCUCCAUUUUUUAAAUAAAUACAAAUACUGAUGUUAUUAAAUAAAAAUAUUCUUCAUUUUG